Molecule: messenger RNA, 4502 nt
Organism: Anopheles moucheti
Lineage: Eukaryota; Metazoa; Arthropoda; Insecta; Diptera; Culicidae
Gene: Rtf1
Product: RNA polymerase-associated protein Rtf1
Exons: 5
Coding region: 448-3111 (887 amino acids)
Cellular component (GO): Cdc73/Paf1 complex
Molecular function (GO): RNA polymerase II C-terminal domain phosphoserine binding; DNA binding
Source: RefSeq, a predicted model, not a curated record
AGUGGCCGGGCUGGGACUUCGAACCAUCGCGUAAUCAUUAUCAUUGCAGCCGGACCGAACCCGGUCGUCGAGUGCCGUCGAAGAAUCUGGACUAGGGAGUGAAAAGUGAAAACCGUUUCCAACCGAUCCCGACCACAGUUGAACGCACCACGGACGCGCGCAGAGCUUUGAGGACAUUGGCGUGUUUCCGUAAACGCGCGCGUGUGUGCAUCCGCCUCGAUAACGGUUCACAAAAAGGUCACUACUAAUUGCGAAUCAGGAUUUAAACGGGAAUUUGCAAUCGUCUGAAAAGCGCUUUCUGCAAGGCGUUUUGGUCAUAGCACUGCAAACGCGAAGUUCUUCGCUGUGUGUAUCGCAAAUACUUGCAUACCUGCACGCACACACACGCAUACGCACACACUCACCUGUCUACAAAUACAUCCACACAAAAACAAAACGUAUACUAAAAUGGUGAAACGCAAACCACAGGCCAUGAUCGAUUCGGAGAGCAGCAGUGAUUCAGAAUCGGGUUCCGAUCUCGAUUCAGAGCUGCUUUCGUUGGCCAAGAAGAAGAAAACAACCCGUCUAGCGUCGACAUCGCCCAAUCAUGCCAAUCACAACCGUUCCGGGUCUGGUUCGGAUUCCGGUUCCGGAUCCGAUUCCGAUGACGAUGAUGACGACGAUGACGAUGAUGAGGAGGACGAGGAGGAACAAGCGUCCGGGUCGGAAGCGAUGGCAAAACGCAAACGAAAAGGUGGCAAACCAACGUCCUCCUCAGAAUCGGAAAGCGAACGUGACGGUGAGGAUCGCAAACGGGGCAACAACGCACCACAACCUACCGCAGUGAACAACACACUUACGCCCGGUGGAGGAAUAAAACGCAAACAACCUAUCGAUGAGGGCGAUGGUUCCGAACCGGAGGAAGGCCAGGUGUCAUCCGACUCAGAGAAAACCCGCAAAGGCACGACGGGAAAACCUGCAUCCAGCGAAGAUGACUCUAGCGAUGGCAACAGCAGCGACGACAGUAGCAGCAGCAGUAGUAGUAGCAGCGAUUCCGAAUUCAACGAUGGGUACGAUGAAAAUUUGAUGGGCGAUGACGAGGAUCGGGCGCGCCUGAACGGACUGUCCGAGAAGGAGCGUGAAACGGAAAUUUUCAAACGUAUCGAACGGCGUGACGUGAUGAAAACGCGCUGGGAGAUCGAGCGGAAGCUGAAGCUGGCGAAGCGCGCGGAACGAGCCCGAGACAAACAAGCCCAACCGGAACGGAAGAAGAAAAAAAAGGAAAAGAAAAAGGCACAGAAAAAAGCGGCAGCCGCCGCGGCCGCAGCGAAUGCAGAGCGCGAGCGCAAGAAAGCGGCAGCUGCGGCCGUAAUAGCGGCACAAACUGCGGCCGCUAAUGCAGCGGCGGCGGCAGCGACCGCUGCAUCUGUGAAAGCAAUGGGACCUGCAACCAUGGGAGGCGACAUGCCUAACCAAGGCUCAAUGGAUACGUCUGACGUCGGCAGUGUGAUGGUCCGUUCAGAUAGUCCUUCCUCAUCGCCGGAGAAGAAAAGCGAUGAUGUUUCGAGUGCAUCGGAAUACUUCGACCCGAAGGAACGCUCCAAGGAGCGUAAGAAAACGGUCGAAAUGAAUCGUACGGACGACAAACGUAGCAAUGCGAUGGCAAUGCUAAAGGCAAAACGGGAAGGAAAGGCGAAACGUGAAGAGGAGGAGGCGAAACGAGAAGCCCAACGGAAACAAGACGCUAGCCAGCAGGAAGACAAGGAAGAGCUGUCGGAUGUGCCCGGCGGCAAAUCGCAGAUGAAGUUGAAAGCAUCCGACAUAUACUCGGACGAUUCUGGCAGCUCGGAUGAUGAAGACGACGACGCUGGCGGUGCAAACGAACGGGACAAAAAAGCGAGGAGUGAUCGGAGGUCUCGGUCCGGCGGAAGCGGCGAUAGUGGUAGCGGAAGUGACAGUCGUUCGUCUAGCGAUUCCGAGGGCGAAGAAAAGGAGAAAAAAUCAGGAUCUGGGUCGGGGUCGGGCUCGGGAUCGGGAUCCGGGUCCGGAUCUGGAUCGAGCAGUCGCAAACCGGUCGCGAUUAGUUCAAAUGCCGAGCUGAACAAACUGCGAAUCUCGCGCCACAAGCUGGAACGCUUUAUCAACUUGCCCAUCUUCGAGCCGACCGUGUUAAAUUGCUUCGUGCGUAUCAACAUCGGCAACAACCAGGGCAAACCGGUGUACCGUGUGGCGGAGAUUGUCGGUGUAGUAGAGACGGCCAAAAUUUACCAAUUUGGACGCAGUAGAACGAACAAAGGUUUUAAGCUAAAGCAUGGUAGCCAGGAGCGCGUCUUUCGGCUGGAGUUUGUGUCGAACCAGGACUUUUCCGACACGGAGUACCAGAAGUGGCUCACAAUAUGUCAAACAUCCGGCACACCGUUACCGACGGUUGACAUGAUCGAGCGCAAGCAGCGUGACAUUAAGGAAGCGUCACAGUACGAGUUUAAGGAUGCAGAUAUUGACCGGCUAGUGGAGGAGAAGAAUCGAUUCCGAGCCCAUCCGACGAAUUACGCUAUGAAGAAAACGAUCUUGAUGAAGGAGCGUGAUGCAGCCCAACUACGUGGUGAGGACGAUCUGGCACGGGAUCUCAACUCCCAGAUCCAGGAAAUUGAAGAGCGAGCCAGCACGCUGGACAAAAAGCGCAGCAGUAGCAUUAGUUUGAUCUCGUAUAUUAACGAUCGCAACCGAAAGCGUAACGUGGAGGACGCUGAGAAAGCAAUCAUGGAGGAGAAGCGGGCGACGCGUGGUCUUAAAAUUGAAGAUCCGUUCACACGUCGCCAAACGCAACCACGCAUGUCCUUCAAGAAGGACGACAAGCGGGACGACGGGCCUAUGUUGCUGAUGCAAGCUCCUCCACCACCAGGGCAGGCCGGCAAGAAAAAGCUGGAGGAAAAAAAGUCCAAUCAGGGUGGGGGUGGCCAGGCGGACAACAAUCUGUACUCGCUGCAUGAUUUCGACAUCGAUCUGGAAGUUCCUCUGCCAAUAAGCAGCGUGAACGUCCUCCCCAAGCCGGUCGAAAAGCCCGUAAGAGAAUCUGGCCCAAAACGAUCGCUUAACCUGGAGGAUUACAAAAAGAAACGUGGAUUGAUCUAGUUCUGGUGCGACUGGUAUUGAUUGUAUUGUAAGCGAAUAGUGUAAAGCUUCAUUGUAAUUUUCGAUUCAAUGAAGCGAAAGGAGGACUGCUCGGCUUCAAUCUAAUUGUACAUUAUUCUAUGAUUACGUUAAUAACUCCCGAAAGUUGAGUACGUAUGUCGGCAAACGUAAAAACGUAAAGUUAAGAGGGAGAUAUACAGUCAGCACGUUCGAAAAGGUGACCUGGUAGUGGCGCCAGUUUCCCACAAGACAUGAUUGGUACCAAAUCACAUCCAGACAGCGGAUGCGGGCGGUCCCGCCUGCGUAGGAAAAUAAUUGGAACAAGCCGGUAAUGGUAGACAUGACCUAGUAGCAGAUCGUUACGCCAACUAGAUAUUCGAGCAUUAUUAUUGCAUUUUGUGGAAGCCUCUGGAAGCUCUAGAAUAUCUGGUAAAAAUAAUCGGCCGGCAAAUGAAGGAGUUAUCAAUCUACAUAGGAAAUUUGCCCUUAUGGGAAAACGCCUCAGGACAACACUUUGCAAAACUGGGAAUCCAGAAUUUCUCGGAUACUAGUUGAACAGAAUGGCUUGGAAUUUUCAUCAGAUAAUAUUUACACCAGGGCAUUGGGUGUAUUGGACCGAUACAAAUUCCUUUUCGGGCAAAUUUCCCGUACACAGCACUCACUAUCCAGCUAUGGGUAAAUAAAGUCAAAGAAGGUCAAAAAUGGUAGGCCUAGAGCUCUUGUUGUGCCGCUUCAAAAAGCCGUAAAACCUUUUUCCCUUCAGCGCUCCAAAGAAUGGCAAAAAAAAGUUUCAAAAUUACCUCUUGUCCUAGCGUCUGUGUGUAUAUCUCUCCCCUUAAACCGUUUCUUUAUGUUUGUAAGGGUAUUAAUCGCGUGUAUCGGAGAACGCACUAGGAGAUGAAUAGAACUAUAAUUUAUUUAAUGCUUUUAAUCAACCGUCUAUAGCUUAUUUUCAAUCUUUUUAUCCGCUUCCCAUCCUUUUCUCUGGCAUACCUGUUUGUGUAGGCUGCAAGGAUGGGAUUGCAUGUCGAUAACGCAUGUGUUAUGUUUCAUGCUCAGACGCUCAGACCAUUCGGAGACAUAAAACGCUAAUACAGAUGAUGCUAGCAAACAAAAACAAGGAAACUAAGAAUCAGGGGAAUAGUGAACACUCAAGCAAUUGUAGCGAUAAACAUCGCAUGAUGAAACACAUUAUUGUAGCUAUAGGGAAUGAUCAAAUUGUGCAGUUACUAUUAAACUUCUACUAUAGUACAUAUAGUGGUAGCCGCAUUGUAACGGGUAAUAAAGAAUGGAGGCGAACUACAAACAAACUACAGAUAAAAUCGUACGAAAACAUGCAGAAGUUGAACGCCGGUCGAACAAGAAAUGCAUGAUUCUUUUUGAGGUUUAAU